Messenger RNA from Momordica charantia (bitter melon), 620 nucleotides. NCBI's taxonomy places the organism in Eukaryota, Viridiplantae, Streptophyta, Magnoliopsida, Cucurbitales, Cucurbitaceae. The record is from RefSeq and is a predicted model, not a curated record.
AAGAAAACCCAGUCUGCAACUUGGCCUUCUUUAAUUUGGUUCCAUGGAUUGAUUCUAAUUUAAAGCAUAAUUUAUCUUGUAAUACAAAUCCUAUCCUAAUUCCUAAUUCCUAAUUCCUUAGUUAGUGUUAGGUUACAGGUUCCAUGGCGGAGUAUUCGAGGCCUUCGUAUAGCUGCAGAAAUUGCCGCAAUCCCCUUGCCUCCGGAAUUCAUCUCCUUUCCAAAUCCUACCUGGCAAAAUCAGGGCAAGCAUACCUAUUCUCUGAAGCAAAGAACAUAGUGGAGGGGGAGAAGGAGAAGAGGCAGCUGAUAACAGGGCUUUUCAAAAUUGCUGAUAUCCACUGCAGUAACUGUGGCCAACUUUUGGGUUGGAAAUAUCUCAAAGCUUAUGACUUCAAACAGAAAUACAAGGAAGGGAAGUUCAUCAUUGAAAGAGCUAAGAUUGCAAAGGAGUACUAAUUUUACUUUCAUCUCUAUAUCAAUGCCUCAGGGAAACUUUAUCUUAUGUUUUUGGGGGAAAUAAGUCUAUAGAACUCUGUGUGACAUGUAUAUAUUAUCCGAAGUACAACUUAAGAGAAUAUCUGAUUCUAUAUAUAUAUUCCUUGAUACGAUUUAAAUGUA